Maylandia zebra (zebra mbuna) is the source of this 503-nucleotide messenger RNA. It is a transcript of the gene lsm6, whose product is annotated as LSM6 homolog, U6 small nuclear RNA and mRNA degradation associated. The record is from RefSeq and is a predicted model, not a curated record. Gene Ontology annotation, cellular component: P-body; nucleolus; sno(s)RNA-containing ribonucleoprotein complex. Lineage: Eukaryota; Metazoa; Chordata; Actinopteri; Cichliformes; Cichlidae. Gene Ontology annotation, biological process: mRNA splicing, via spliceosome; maturation of SSU-rRNA. Gene Ontology annotation, molecular function: RNA binding.
AUCAAGCAUUUAAGUUUUUUGUCCUCAGCCGCUUUCCGUACAGAACACGCUUGUGAUUGGUCAAACUGACGUCCAUGCUAAAUACAAUUGUCUGGAAAACGUCGGUCUGUCAAAAUGAGCCUGAGGAAGCAGACCCCGAGUGACUUUCUGAAGCAGAUCAUUGGCAGACCUGUUGUGGUCAAACUGAACUCUGGUGUCGAUUAUAGAGGUGUUCUGGCCUGUUUAGAUGGUUACAUGAACAUCGCCAUAGAGCAGACAGAGGAGUAUGUCAACGGGCAACUCAAGAACAAAUAUGGCGAUGCCUUCCUAAGAGGAAACAAUGUUCUGUACAUCAGCACCCAGAAGAGGAAAGUCUAGUGAAGACCAUUUUGAGUUCAUUUAAUUUUUUCAGUUUUUAAUAAUGUUUCAGAAGACGACUGUCAUACGUUUUUGGUUCUGUAAAGCUUGAGAAGCGUUUGUUUUGUGAAAGUGGACUAUAUGAAUAAACUCUGAGUUUCGAUUUA